ACCUGGAGGCUCUCGAGUAUAAUGGCUGUCUGCAGUAGUUGCUCAAGCCGACCACAGGCCUAAAAUCGGCGCAUCGCGACCCAGGAACGAGCCCUGAACUACCAAACCCAAACGGAGCACUUGUGAUCUACCUCCUACAUCACUCGUACCUUCUCGAGAAAUGGACGACUUUUCAAAACGCUGGAACAAUCAUCUUCGGCGAUCAUCGCGAAAGACACCCGACAUCUGGUAUCCACUGUGUGAUCAAGAUGCCUGCGAGGAUUACCAACACCCCCGGGAUGACAACGCCGAGCCAGGCUGCCCCAAAGAGAAUCACAUCACAGAUUCCCACACCCAGCUGAUUGAUCACUAUGGCACGGUGGAACGUACGGCUUGGGUCCAGCCUCAACGACCGGCUGCAGAGUCGUCGGGUGACAGCCCGGAGACGUCCGCUAGGCCUGCACGCCCGAUCUUGAAUGACCGUGACCGCCGAAGCAAGAGGGCCAGCCCCACCCGAAGCGUCAAAACGGUGAGGUUCAGGAGCGUUUCGCCUCCAAAGCCGGCUAAGGUUCGACAUGCAACCCUUCGGGGGGUCGCCUCCCGCGUAGGCAGGCUAUGGAGUCCUCACGACAACAAUGCCGCUACCGCUCCACGCACGUCUAAAGCAACCUAUUGGCGCGAAAGCUCCUCGGGUCUAGUCAGCAAACCAUGUCACCAGCCUCGCUCGUCUCCUCCGCCUCGCCUUCGCCGAGCAACCCCCGCGGCCAUCCCGCCAGUGGACGAUGACUCGACAGAUAUUAUCAAGCAACCCGAAACCCACCCCAUCUCCCAGGAGCAGCUGGUGGCCGAGGUCAAAGGCAUCUACGCCGGCCUGGUCAUGGUCGAGAGCAAAUGCAUCGAAAUACAGAUUCAGCAAAGUUCGCAAACCGACCCGGCCAACAAGCUCAACAACGAUCAAUGGCAGGCCUUGACUGCUCUCCACCGCACCCUCAUCCAUGAGCACCACGACUUCUUUCUGGCCUCCCAGCACCCCUCAGCAAGCCCAGCAUUGAGAAGGUUGGCUGCCAAGUACGCCAUGCCGGCCCGUUUGUGGCGACACGGCAUCCACAGCUACCUGGAACUCCUACGGCAUCGCCUGCCGGCCAGCUUGGAUCAUAUGCUCACAUUCAUCUACAUGGCCUACUCGAUGAUGGCCCUGCUCUACGAGACGGUGCCUACCUUUGAGGACACAUGGAUUGAGUGCCUUGGAGAUCUCGGCCGCUACCGAAUGGCGAUUGAAGACGACGACAUCCGGGAUCGAGAGGUCUGGACAGCUGUUUCUCGACAUUGGUACAGUCGUGCCUCCGACACGGCUCCGAUAACAGGAAGGUUCUACCACCACCUGGCCAUCCUCGCCCGCCCCAACGCGUUGCAGCAACUCUACUACUACUCCAAGUCCCUGUGCGUAGAGAUGCCAUUCCCCUCUGCGCGGGAGAGCAUCAUGACUCUCUUCGAGCCCAUCAUGUCCCGCACUCCGAAUCACCAGCAGGCCAGACUCCCACCCACCGAGCUCAACUUUGUGAAAACCCACGGCAUCAUGUUUAGCGGGAAGCAGAUGGAGGAGCUGGAGUCCGCAAUGGGAGCGUUGUUCCAUUCGCUCGAUAACCACAUCGGCCGUUCCACCCGCCGAUGGCUCGAAUCAGGGUAUCACAUGGCCAUCUCCAAUAUUUGUGCCUUAACUGGGUAUGGCGAUCAAACCAACCUUAUCGCUGCAGCCCUCAAAGCCUUCUCCCGCACCAACCUCAAGCCUGCUGGAUCCCAAGACCAACCCAUGCGAGAAGCGACCGCAUCCGAAACCCCAUCGGUCAACGCCAAGCUUGCCACCUCGAACAGCACCAACCAGCUCCCCAACGCCCUCCGGCUCCUCACCGGCACUUACGACGUCGUCUGCCGCCGCUUCGGCGACCCUAACAUCCUUCCGUUCCUGCACGUUACCCUCGUUUUUGUGCACCACCUUACGUUCUGCCCCGAUGCCAUGGCGUAUCUGGCGCCGCACUUUCCUUGGAAGCUCACGGCUCUCAUGCUCAAUACGUUGUUGAAGGGAUCUUCUUCUUCGUCUCCAAACGCUUCGCAGGGUAGCGGCCUGGCUAGGCUCUUGGAAAGUGACCAGUUCCCGGGCGCUGUGAAGGAAGGCAAGGACGUAAAGGAGGGAGUGGAGGGCGCCGGGCGGCGGAGGCGGCCGCUGCCGGAUGAUUUUGCCAUCAGGGGCUUUUCCUGGGCGGAAAAAUAUCUCCCUGACGGGUGGUUUGUCACGGAGGAGAAAAUUGACGACGAUGAGAAGUACUUUGAGCUGGCCAGUAUGACGGAGGAAAGGAGCGAGCGAGUGGUUUGGCUCGGCUGCCGCAUCGCCAAGAGGGAGGGCGGGAGGUGGCUGAAGUUGGAUAACAAAGAAAAGCGGUUUGGCGUGAGCCACGAGUACGAGGUGAAACUGGAUCUGGAGGUGCCCGGCCAGAACCCCAUCAUCCCCGGGGAGACUGUAGAUUAUGGGGAGCUCCAUGAUGCGGGGACCGUUGCAUGAAUAACGACAGUUGAAGAUAUAGUGAUAUUUGACCCGUUGAUGCAAACAAAAGGAUCCAUGAGGGUGUGACUACGUCGCGGUGAUGCGACACACAUAGCCUGACAUAGUCACUGGAGUGGCGAGAAGAGACAUGGUUGGGUGGCUGGCAGGGUGCUUU
Molecule: messenger RNA, 2693 nt
Organism: Parathielavia appendiculata
Lineage: Eukaryota; Fungi; Ascomycota; Sordariomycetes; Sordariales; Chaetomiaceae
Exons: 4
Coding region: 161-2536 (791 amino acids)
Biological process (GO): nuclear-transcribed mRNA catabolic process, nonsense-mediated decay
Cellular component (GO): telomerase holoenzyme complex
Molecular function (GO): telomeric repeat DNA binding; telomerase RNA binding; protein binding
Source: RefSeq, a predicted model, not a curated record